Messenger RNA from Micromonas pusilla CCMP1545, 844 nucleotides. RefSeq lists its product as uncharacterized. The transcript is spliced from 3 exons. Lineage: Eukaryota; Viridiplantae; Chlorophyta; Mamiellophyceae; Mamiellales; Mamiellaceae. The coding region runs from base 1 to 843 and encodes 280 amino acids. The record is from RefSeq and is a predicted model, not a curated record.
AUGGAGGACGACGCGCGACGCCCCCGCCCCGCCGCGCCGCGCCGCGCCCGCCUCCUCCUCGCGUCGCCUCGCCUCGCGUCGUCCUCCGUCCUCCGACGCGCGCGCUUCCUCUUCCUCACGCGUAGUCGUCGCCUCGUCGCCGCAGGUGUGGGGCGUGCGGCACGACCCGCCGUCCAUCGCGGACGCGCUUCGGUUCCACGAUGUUCACCACGAGCCGAGCGUCGUGAUCGGGAAGGGGUGGCAGCUCGACGACGGCGACCGCGGCGAGAUGCGAUGGCACGACGACGCCGUGCACGUCGUGCGCGUCCACGGCGACUCGUGCGCGGCGAUAGGGAAGAACGCGUUCGGGAGGUUCGUCGCCGCGGGGUACCUCAGCGGCUACGCGCGUCAGGUGUCGAAGGACGACGCGUUCGCGGGGUACGCGAUGACGCGACGGAAACUGACGCUCGCGAGGCGUUAUCUCGCCGACGACGACGCGCGCGCGCGGACGUGGCGCGUCGAGGACGUGAUGGCGUGCGUGUCGGACGCGGAGCGCAGGGCCAAGGCGGACGCGAGGGCGGCGAGCCACAAGCCGUGGAUGACGGAGGCGCUGAGCGCGAAGAAGAUGACCGCGGCGGCGUCGGAGCGACUGCUGAGGGAGGCGGGCGCGUCGAGGGACGGAGCGGGGCGCGUGAUCUCGGCGCCGAUGAACGCGCUGACGCCGGGGAAGAGGAAGAUCGUCGAGCGCGAGGCGGAGACGCGCGUGGGGUACGUCCGCAAGAGUCGAUUCGGGGAGUGAGCGAGCGAUCGAUCGCCGCCGGGUACCGUCACAGGUGUAGUAAUAAGUUAAGGUUACGUUUAUAAC